AUGGCCAUUCAGUCUGCCGAAGGAGCUCCUGUUGGGGGUAUCCGUCGCAUUGUUACGGGACACGAUGCUCAAGGUGUCUCGAUCAUCGACAAGGACGACGAGAUCGAGCGUCUGGACUGCACUCCCGAGCACGCCCACUUUGCAGUCAUGUGGAGUACGAAUUCGUGGCCGAUUGACAACACGCUGCCGGGAGAUGGAGCCAAGAAGCCGAUUUUCUCGGGCAGGUCGCAUAACGACGACGGCUCCGUGGUGAGGUUUGUCGAUAUCCCUCCUGGAUGCUGCAGCCCCAUGCACCGCACCCAGACGCUGGAUUACGGGAUCGUAAUCUUUGGCGAGGUGGAGCUGGAGCUCGAUUCGGGCGAGAAGAGGACGCUUCGACAGAGCGAUACGUGCGUUCAGAGGGGUACCAACCAUCUGUGGAGGAACAACACGAAUCAGUGGACCAGGAUCGCAUUUAUUCUGCUCUCGUCCAAGCAGAUCGUCAUCGAUGGAAAGCAGCUCAGCGAUCACGGCUUCCCCGGUCAGGAGUAA
Molecule: messenger RNA, 531 nt
Organism: Moesziomyces antarcticus
Lineage: Eukaryota; Fungi; Basidiomycota; Ustilaginomycetes; Ustilaginales; Ustilaginaceae
Product: cupin 2 domain-containing protein
Exons: 2
Coding region: 1-531 (176 amino acids)
Source: RefSeq, a predicted model, not a curated record